Anguilla anguilla (European eel) is the source of this 1172-nucleotide messenger RNA. It is a transcript of the gene nudt5, whose product is annotated as nudix (nucleoside diphosphate linked moiety X)-type motif 5. Gene Ontology annotation, molecular function: ADP-ribose diphosphatase activity. The transcript is spliced from 10 exons. NCBI's taxonomy places the organism in Eukaryota, Metazoa, Chordata, Actinopteri, Anguilliformes, Anguillidae. Gene Ontology annotation, cellular component: nucleus. The record is from RefSeq and is a predicted model, not a curated record. The coding region runs from base 172 to 825 and encodes 217 amino acids. Gene Ontology annotation, biological process: nucleoside phosphate metabolic process; ribose phosphate metabolic process.
AAUGUUUCGCCGAGAGAUGUGAUUGUGGUGCACAAGGGGGCGGGUAUAACGGAACAUGCAGGCGAUACAGCUAGCGUAGCUGUCUAUCAACAAGAGUGAUAGAAAGUUUUUUCAAGCUGGACUAGAAACAACCAGUUUUUCUUGCAGACGUAGUGGUGCGGACCAGGAAAAAUGAGCAACGUUGGAGAACAAAAAGCAACGACUGUUCCUCAUGUAAUCAAGGAGGAGGUUAUUGCAGCUGGGAAAUGGGUCAAACUGGAAAAGACAACAUACGUGGAUCCCUCUGGAAGCACAAGAAUCUGGGAGACAGCAAAGAGGACAACGAGAGCAACGAGCAAUUGUGACGGUGUGGGAAUAUUUGCCCUUCUGAAAAAAACGCUCCACAAAGACUCUGUGGUCCUGGUGAAGCAGUUCCGCCCACCGAUGGGGUGCUACACUCUGGAGUUCCCAGCAGGGCUCAUCGAUGAAAAUGAGAGUGCAGCGGCGGCUGCGUUGAGAGAGCUGAAGGAGGAGACCGGGUACCAAGGGGAAGUGGUUGCAGUCGCUCCAGUAACGUGUCUGGACCCUGGCUUGUCAAACUGCACCACUGCGAUCGUCAUGGUGAACAUUAACGGCGACGAUCCUCAGAACAUCCAUCCCACGCAGCAGUUAGGGGAUGGAGAAUUUGUGGAUGUUGUGCUGCUACCUCUUAAUGAUUUCCAAAAUAAAAUUGAUGAUUUUAUGAAGAAGGAGAAUAUAGUCGUGGACUCCAAGGUCUACAUCUACGCCAUGGGAAUGGCUCAGGCCUUGUCCAAGCCCAAUGAACUGCCUGUGCUCAAGCAGUGAUAGAAGCCUUCCCACCGUUAAGUCUACGUUCAUCAUUCCACGUUACUAUGGUAGCCUGGGACAACAUUCCUAAUUCCCAUUAAACAAAACUCACCUUUCCAACUCGUUAGAGCAUCUUGUUUCAAAAGGUGCCUUUUUAAACCCAAAAUGGAUUUGAUGGUCCUUGUCUUCUUGAAGAAGGCCGUAGAUUGCAGUCUUAGCUCUGUAGUUACUUGAAUGGAAUCUAGAGACUCGCACUUGUUAAUAAUAGGGCACAAUCAACCAUUUAUCACCUCUAAGGUGGAAUUAAAUUACUAAUUGCAAAGUGAUGUCUGGUCUGUUAUGAAUUAAUAAACAAGUUAUUUGUA